Molecule: messenger RNA, 1222 nt
Organism: Heterotrigona itama
Lineage: Eukaryota; Metazoa; Arthropoda; Insecta; Hymenoptera; Apidae
Source: the annotation of a GenBank genome assembly
AUGAAGCGCGUAACUGAACCUGUUCGAAAGAGCCUGUUGGACGUAAUCAGGAAAAAUAUUCGUGCUGCCGGUAAGGUGAGGAUCUAGUUUAAUUUAAUUACUGUUUAUCUAAUUUAUUCACGUAAGAUAUCAGAAUAAUACCAUUUUAUGCAUUUUUAUCAAAGUGCGAAUAAAUUGAAUAUUCUCGUUACUUUGCUUGCAAAUGCCAAUUUAUAUCGAAGCGCCAUCUACUCCGUGUUAUGAUGAAACGAUAAUUCAAAUUUUUGAAUCUACAUGUAUUGAAACAAUAUAAAAAUGAUGUAUUUAUUUGCAGGUUUCGUAUAUAACACGCGUGGUAUAUAUCGGAGAAUAUACCGGUACAAAUUCGAGUAUAGAAAAGGUAUGGAAUUAAUAGAGUUAGUAUAAAUUAAAGUAAUUCAUAAAGGCCAAAGAUUUUCCUAUUACUCGUUUGAAAAACAUAAUUUCCAGAAAAUGGAAUCUAUGGUAGAAGACUUACAAGCAGAUUAUGCGAAUAAUUGCAUCAGUGGAUUAUUCUUGGUUUAUCCGGGUUAUUAUAUUCAUGUAUUAGAGGCACCAGAGGAUAUAAUUUAUAGGCAUUUCAAAUUGUUGUACAGUAACGAGAGCGAGGAUUGGAAAAUAGGGAAAGCAAUUUUUCUUCCAACUUAUCAUCAUGUUCAUCAGAGAUUCUUUACGAGAUGGUACCACGCAUACACAGUACCACCCACUUUGCUACAGCCAUUAAAGUCGUAUGAAUUGAGUGAUAUUCAGCAGCAUAUGUCAAUUUGCUUCAAUAAGAUAUAUACGUUGUGUCAUCAUAUCUCGAAUACGGAUCGCGAUCAUUUCGUUCCGAUGCAAGAAGUUAUAAGAUCGUUGGGUGACAAGCUUACGCGACUUUAUCCUGAGAGCACGUUGUUAGAGUAUUUACUGAAUGCAAAAAGCCCUGUGCUUUUAACCGUUGAAAAAUAUUUGGACAUGUACGCCUCGGUUCCGCUAAUCAACCUGUAUUCAGGUAAUAAUGUUACUUUUGUAUUUAUAAUUUCUGUAUUUCCUUGUUAAUAAUUUAUGUGUAAAAUUUUUAGUACAGUUUUUAAUGAAGUUCUUUUUAUUAAAAAAAAAAGAAGCGGUGGUUGAAUAAAAACGAUUAUUUAUUUCAGAGUAUUUACAAUAUCAAAAAAACGUCUCUUUUUAUGGGGUACAUGAAAUUUGUGUCAGAUAUCGCUAA